Messenger RNA from Lutzomyia longipalpis, 198 nucleotides. RefSeq lists its product as uncharacterized. Gene Ontology annotation, cellular component: mitochondrion. The record is from RefSeq and is a predicted model, not a curated record. The coding region runs from base 1 to 198 and encodes 65 amino acids. The transcript has a single exon. Gene Ontology annotation, biological process: mitochondrial respiratory chain complex I assembly. NCBI's taxonomy places the organism in Eukaryota, Metazoa, Arthropoda, Insecta, Diptera, Psychodidae.
AUGGAGUCUGUGAAGAAGGCAAAUGCAAGACUAAGAAAUUAUCCCCUUUUAAUGGGUAAAUGUGCUGAAGCAGCCACCAAAUACGCUGCUUGUGUUACAAAAGACUUUAAUGUGGGGCACAAGAGUUGCCAGAGUGAAUUUGAUGCCCUCAAAGUGUGCCUGGAACGUGUAGCUAAGAACCUCAAGACGCGUCUUUAG